AUGUGCACGCAACGUGAAGUCGAAAAGCGAGCCAGUAUAGAUCAACUGUUCAAGCAUCGUUACCUAGCUGAGGUGAGCGCAGUAGUGCAGGCGAAGCAGACAGCUGGUCAGACGGGGACGACGACGACCGGUACAGGUACGGGUACAGGAACAGGACCUCAACCAAGCGAUACCAGCAAUAAAGACGAUGAGAAAAAUCGACUCAAAACUCAGGAUUCAGUCGAGAAAAAAGUCGCCAAAUAA
This is a messenger RNA of Cooperia oncophora, 243 nucleotides long. The record is from the annotation of a GenBank genome assembly. NCBI's taxonomy places the organism in Eukaryota, Metazoa, Nematoda, Chromadorea, Rhabditida, Trichostrongylidae.